AUGCCGUACAAGCAACAAGGAAGUCACUCGGGAUCCAGUCAAGGCAGGGAGGCCAACCCACUCAUGGUACAUUCGCCACCAGCGCUGAGCCAACCCAAGGCCGUCACUUCUUCUUCCCAGGACAAACAGAGCCAAGCUGUGCCGAUUCAACAGGCCUCCUUCACAGACAGCAGCCAACAGCCACGCCUCUUACUGCCCUUUCCGGGGUCAUCACUGCCACAGGAAGGCCAGUCUGCAGGCUCAGGUCAUGCUCCAUCCCCUCGAAUCAACACUGUGAAGUUAGACUGGACUCAGCAAGCUGCUGUUACUGCACCCCACUUCAGAGACAGGUCCCCAGGGAAGCGGCUACCCGUGGGCAACAGCCCUUGCUUCCACAGCUUCGAGGAAAGAAGCAUGUGCAGGGAGCGCAGACUGGGUAAUACCAAGUGGCACAUGCAAGAAGAACUGGUGCGCCAACUGGAAGAUGAGCUGGCACAAGAGAAGGAGCGGCUGUACAUUAUGCGGGCAGAGCUGGCAUCCAACUCCCACUCACAGUUCCCAUAUGUAAGCACAGGGCUAAUCCUUCCAGGGCAGUCCAAAGGGCCAAGGAGUGAGCUUGUGAGUGAGAGACACCUCACAACCCACCAUGAAGGCCAGAGCAGUUCAGAGAGAAAUCGUAGCAUCGAAUAUUACAGGCACAGCACCACCCGUCCACCAUUCACAUAUGCCUUCCUCAUUGGUUGGGCCAUCCUAGAAUCUCCCAAGAAACAACUCAGCUUGAAUGAGAUCUAUUGCUGGUUCAACAACAAUUUUGGCUUCUUCAGGCACCACAUACCUACCUGGAAGAAUGCCAUCCGACACAACCUUAGUUUACACAAAUGCUUUGUGCGUGUGGAGAAUGUGAAGGGAGCCGUGUGGACUGUGGACGAGUUUGAGUUUUAUAACAAGAGGAACAAGCAUUGCUCCACUUAUCCACAUCCAGUUCUGGACAGCCAAGGAGCAGGAGGCUUUUCAGGAGAAUGGGAGAGCGCAGGCCAGCCAAGAACAGAAAGAAGUGUCCACUACAGGCCAGGGUCCUCUCCCCAUUUUGGCUUUCCUCAGGGACCAUGAGCUGAAGCAGCUGAUGUUGACUUGCCCCUUCAGAGGUCCUGGCAGGAAUAUAGAAUGUGUAUGAUAGUGAAGUUGGCUUUCUGUGCUGAGGGCAUUACCCACAUACGGCCUACAGCUGACCCUGCUUGCAGUCAAGAAAGCAAUAUUGCAAAGGCCUCAAAUUUGGCAACAGGGAAUGUGGAAACAAGUGCAGUCUAAAGCAGCCACAUAUCCCAACCUCAUUGUACCCCAUACCAAUCAGCACAUGUAUUUUUUAACAAAAA
This is a messenger RNA of Varanus komodoensis (Komodo dragon), 1352 nucleotides long. Its product is annotated as forkhead box protein P3-like. The record is from RefSeq and is a predicted model, not a curated record. Bases 1 to 1089 code for a protein of 362 amino acids. Gene Ontology annotation, biological process: regulation of transcription by RNA polymerase II. The transcript is spliced from 9 exons. Gene Ontology annotation, cellular component: nucleus. Gene Ontology annotation, molecular function: DNA-binding transcription repressor activity, RNA polymerase II-specific; RNA polymerase II cis-regulatory region sequence-specific DNA binding. NCBI's taxonomy places the organism in Eukaryota, Metazoa, Chordata, Lepidosauria, Squamata, Varanidae.